CUUUUGAAACAGGGGGGGUUUGUCACUACGCAGUAAUUCCAGCCUUGCGCUAUAUAAGUGGAUUGGAUCCGAUCUAAGUCGCCAGUCAUCGUUGAAAUCGAGAAGAGAUAGCCCAACGGGGAACAAUCCUAAAACCUCGAAGCCAUGGGUCUGCAGGAGGAAUUUGAGGAGUAUGCUGAGAAGGCGAAGACCUUGCCUGAUAGCACGAGCAAUGAGAACAAGCUGAUCCUAUACGCACUCUACAAGCAGGCCACUGUUGGACCUGUGAAUACCUCUCGUCCUAGCAUGUUCAACAUGAGGGACAAGGCCAAGUGGGAUGCUUGGAAGGCUGUUGAAGGCAAAUCAAAGGAAGAGGCAAUGAAUGACUACAUCACCAAGGUGAAGCAGCUCCAGGAGGAGGCUGCUAGCUCCUAAAUCUCUUAACUGUUGAACCAAACAGCUAUUAUCAGCUGAGCUCCUAUGCUAUUUGAUCCACUGGGAUGUGAAACAUGUACCUGUUUAUGCACUCUUUACCUAAGUUAUCCAUCCAUCUAUCUAUCUGUGAUGAAGACUUUAGUCUUCUAAAUUAUGAUC
This is a messenger RNA of Setaria italica (foxtail millet), 573 nucleotides long. RefSeq names its product acyl-CoA-binding protein. NCBI's taxonomy places the organism in Eukaryota, Viridiplantae, Streptophyta, Magnoliopsida, Poales, Poaceae. Gene Ontology annotation, biological process: fatty acid metabolic process. The record is from RefSeq and is a predicted model, not a curated record. Gene Ontology annotation, molecular function: fatty-acyl-CoA binding. The coding region runs from base 145 to 414 and encodes 89 amino acids. The transcript has 4 exons.